Synchiropus splendidus (mandarinfish) is the source of this 5272-nucleotide messenger RNA. RefSeq names its product scavenger receptor class F, member 2 (gene scarf2). Bases 543 to 3365 code for a protein of 940 amino acids. The transcript has 12 exons. Gene Ontology annotation, molecular function: scavenger receptor activity. NCBI's taxonomy places the organism in Eukaryota, Metazoa, Chordata, Actinopteri, Syngnathiformes, Callionymidae. The record is from RefSeq and is a predicted model, not a curated record.
AUCAGUUCUUAGUUCGAGAUUGUGGUGUGGUUGCGGUAACGUCACCGGCAGGGGUCGCUGUUGUCUGACACUCUUCAAGUUUCCCCCCAAAGACUCAACAAGUGGAGUAAAAACAGCUGCGGAGCCGAGCCACUUUUAAAGUGUGUGUGUGUGAGAGAGAGAGGAGGGGAGCCGCGGCGCACACGCUCUUACGUAAAUGUGGUGGCGCAUUAAGUCAAAGAUCGAGUAACAAAUCAGGAAUUUCCCUCCUGCCACUCCUGAGAGGACAACAGUGGAGAGCGCUGCGGCUCCACUUGGACCGCCGACUUUUUUUGAGGGAGGUUCGGGUUCGGAUCUGGAACUUUUGGAGGACUACAAAUGUUAUGAUUGGAGUUUUCACAUUUUUUUCCACCUCGGAGGGACGAGUCUGCUUCGCUCCUUCUGGAUGAUACUCUCGGCCCACAUCUGGAUGAUCGCGCGUGAGCUCGCAGAGUAACGGCCGAGGACGCUCCAGCGGGAAGACGCCAGGCGUCCAGAAGGAUGCUGCUGCUGCUGCCGGAGCCAUGGAAGUGAAGAACUCGUUCGCCGUCGCUGCGGUGGUGUGUCUGCUUCUCUGCUCCAGCUCCUGCCAACAACUCAAGCCCAGAGGCCGGAAUGUGUGCAGGGUGCCCGGAUCGCCCGGAUUGGCGUGCUGCAGUGGCUGGGCGCAGCUGGGAGAGGAAUGCCUGACACCGCUCUGUGAAGGGAACUUUACCUGCAAGGACAACGAGGUGUGCGUCAGGCCCAAUGAGUGUCGCUGUCGUCACGGCUACUUCGGAGCCAGCUGCGACACCAAGUGCCCGGCCCAGUUCUGGGGUCCCGACUGUAAAGGGAAGUGCAACUGUUUUCCCAACGGUCAGUGCGACGACCUGACUGGCAAGUGUACCUGCAACCACAACCGCUGGGGGCCCAACUGCGAGAACGCCUGCCUCUGUCAGAAGGGCAAAUGUGACCAGGAUACGGGCAUUUGUACAUGCCACCACGGGGUUUGGGGACCUCAGUGCAACAACAACUGCUACUGCAGCAUCAACUCGGUGUGCGACGCCAUGACAGGCCGCUGCAUCUGCAACCCUGGCUGGAUGGGGCGGAACUGCGGCGCCCAGUGUCCCUGCAGCAACUCUCCGUGCGAGCAGUUCACGGGACGCUGCCAGUGCCGGGAAAUGCUGUGGGGCCAACGGUGCGAGCGUUACUGCCAGUGUGUCCACGGGAAGUGCAACCAGGCGGACGGAUCGUGUACCUGCAAGCCAGGGUAUCGUGGGAAGUUCUGCCGGGAGCCGUGUCCCGCAGGGUUCUACGGCCAGAACUGCAGGAACAGAUGUGGCCACUGCAAAGGUCAGCAGCCCUGCAAGGUGACGGAGGGCCGCUGCAUCACGUGUGACCGCGGCUGGAACGGAACGCGCUGUGACCAGCUCUGCACCAAAGGCUUCUUCGGUGAAAACUGUCAGGAGGUCUGUCCCACAUGUAAGGAUGGGCAUCACUGCGACCCAAUUCACGGCAAGUGUUCGCACUGCAACCCCGGCUGGAUCGGGGACAGGUGCGAGGUCCGCUGCCCCAACGGCACCUACGGAGAGAACUGCGAAAACAACUGCAGCCACUGCUUCAAUGGAAACUGCCAUGUGGUCACCGGAGAGUGCCUGUGUGACCCUGGCUUUCAUGGAACCUACUGCAACAUGAGCUGUCAGCCGGGACAGUUCGGUGUCAACUGCAACCAAACCUGCUCGUGCCACGACAAGAACUGCGACCCGGUGACUGGCGCCUGCCAUCUACAACCCAACCAGCGGAUGGGCGUGAUCGCCGCCGGGUCGCUGGUCUCCUUUCUGCUGAUGGUUCUGCUCUCGCUGCUCUGCUGCUGCUGUCUGUGCCGCCACAAAGACGACCACAACCAAAAGGCCAAGCGGAUCCUCUGCGGUCGUUUCAGCCGAAUCAGCACCAAACUUCCUCGCAUCCCUCUGAAGAGACAGAAGUUGCCCAAAGUUGUCGUGGCCCACCAAGACCCAGAGAGCAACUUCAACUGCAGCUUCAUCGAGCCCCCCGCCGCGGCCGAGCAGCACUCCCCCUCCUCCUGGUCCUCCCAGGAGUCCUUCUCUUCCUUCGAGAGCGGAGAUGAGGGGCCGGUUUACUGCGUCCCCCACGAAGAAUCAGCCAAUGAAAGCAAGGAGACGGGCAGCUCCAGUCCAGUCCCUGAAAAGCCUGAACACCACGAUGAGGACGCAGGAGAGUACACGUCGCUGAAGGACACAGGGAGCUCCAAACUGGAAAGCAGCGAGCCACCAGCGCUGAAGUCCUCCGACAGUGAAGGAUCCACGAGCGGGUCUGAGUCUACACCCGCAGCCCUCUACGCCCGAAUCGCUCGACUGUCCAAGCACUCCAAGGAGGAGGAGAGCAGCGGCAAAGACGGGGAGAACACUCCGACACCAGAAUCCAAACGCAAUGGAAAGCCACCACCUUCGCCAGGCAAGCCCAAACCACGCCCCCCUGACCCGUCCACUAAACCCAAGGUAUCGUGGAUCCAUGGAAACUCCACAGGUUCUCUCCCACCUGAACAGCAAGGACAGGGGGGGACGAAAGCACCUGCAGUUCCCAAGGAGAAGAAGAGAAGCUCCAGCAACGGGUCGGCCAAGAGCGAGGAGAGUCGGAAGGUCAAGGAGACCAGCCGGGAGCAGCAGAAAGAAGCAAACGGAUCCCCCAGCAAGCACAAACCAUUGCGAGGGAAGAAGUCUGGGGACGAGCACAGUAGUCCCAGUCACAUGGAGCACAUCAACGGCGUUGUUCAGAACGCCCUGCGGAUGAUCAGCAGCUUCCACAGCUCCUCAUCAGAGAAGAAAGGUUCAGAGAGCUCCAGCGAGACCCCGAAGGAGCCGCCUAAGAGUCCAAAGGUCAUCCAUCCUCACAUGAACUCUGAGGCAGCGACACUCCUCGCUGCUCAGCUGAAGGAGAAAACUCAGAGCAUCAACAGGAACGAGGGCAUGGGCCUGACCAAGACCAAUGGCCUAUCGACACCAAAGGGAACCAGAGAGAAGCCCACACCUCCACAGAAGGCCAAGAGGACCCCGUCAAGUGGUGGGAACCAGCAGGGAUCCACGAAGCCCCUCCUGCCCACGUCAAGCAGCCUCCAGAAAAUGGUUGCACCUGUCGCCAGUGAGCAGAGUACCCCUGAACCCAAGAGCCCGGAGAAGCUGGACUUGAACGGCUCGAGGUUGGGGGACCCAGUGUCAGAUGCUACGCCAAAGAAGACGCCCAUAAAAAAGCCGCCGAGGAAGAAAGGCAAGGACAGCACUUUGGAAACUCCAGAGAGCAGCAAACCUCAGCCAAAGACGGCCAUCAUGCCGCCGCAGAUCGUGAAGUGAGUCCUUUACUGAACUUCAGGAUCCUGGACGGAAGAGGACAUGUUUUUAGCUACAACAAAGAACCGUGUUUUGUUCAGCGAGUGAUGUGUUAAGACUUCAGUUUGACAAUCUUCUACUUGUUUUUUGUAUCCAACAAUCCAGAGGAGGCUGUCAGAGACUUCCCCCGCCUUCGAUCCCCAUCUUUCCUCCACCACUAUAUUUAUGCCAAGGGCUUAAAUUGUUUCUGCUUGUUGUCAAGGUACUAAAGAGGAAGUCCUUUGAUCUCCAGCCAUGAAGCUGCACAAUCUGACUUAACGUUUACAAGGUACUAAGACACCACCAACCGUCAUUUCCCCCGACCCUCACGCCUUGCUACAAAAUUGAGCCCCAAAAUUCUGUUGCUUUGUUAAAGAUGUCCACAGUUACAUUGUACCAGCCGUCCACACGAUGAUGGUCUGCUUAGCGUGUCCUUGGUGUGCCGUCCAUUUAGCAAGCCUGCAGUUUAGCUGUAGCAUUCGUGGUAAUGGCUACAUUAAAAAAAACAGACCUUUUGAGAAUAAAGGCAGAGUUUUGAAGCGAAGAUGUGUGGCAGCGUGCCGUCACACUCCUUCAUCUAUGGUACAGAGUUGGUGGUCCCUCUGCCACCCACCCAACCUUUGCUCGAUCACCAUUUUAAUAGUUGCAUCUCCCUGGUUCACCGACGUUGUUGCCCAUGACGAAGAAACCAUCUGGCUUAAUAUCCAAUACCUUGAAGUUAUAUGAGAUCGAAGCAGCUGGGUGUGUGUUCCGUCAGCGCUUCGAAGCAACAUUGAAUCCGAAUUCUGACACUUCAUACUUCAACUCAAAGUUCCAGCAGUGAAAAAGGCCCAUUGCAGAUUUGGUCCCAAGCGUGCGUGUCGGCAUGUGGUGACCUGUUUACUUGUUAGAAGCCACUCCAGAUUGUUUUGGUCCCGGGGUUUGGACUGGAUGCUAGCGUGCCUCAACUGUGGAUCAGUUUGUGCAAAAAACAAAAAAAAAACGCAAUGUUUGCUAGUUUUGUUUGUAAAGAGGAAGCCCAGUCAACAGUUGGAAAGCUAUUUUGAGAGUAGCUUAAAAUCAGCGGCGCAUGUUCCAUGAGAAUAUUUUGUGUUUUUUCAAGGUACAAACUUUUGUUCUCUUCUCGUAUACUUUGUGUACUUUUUGUUUAUCUUUGUAAGCUGUGCUUAUAUGACCUUUGAUUUCCUCCGUUCACGUUCGCUUGUUUGUGUCAUGGCUUCUGCCUCUCCCGGGAGACGCGGCGAUAUUUCGCUCCUGCUACGUUGGCGUCGUCCUCUGUCGAUGUUAUUGUUUGUGUAACCGCAUGACGCAGAGUGUGACUCAGUGAACGGCCGCGCAGGACAAGUGUAACCUCCUGUCACCCUCCUUACUUUUGAUUCCCAUAAAAUAUAUUUCAUACAGGAAGGAUUGUACGAUAUGGUGAGAUGAGUGCACACCAACGGAUUCCUCAGGUGUCGAGGCUCACAUCCCAAGUGUUGCUGACCAAGAGAAAACUGGGAAAGUUGAUGUUAAAAAAGGCAACAAAAUGACUUGAUAUCCCAUAGAAAUACAGUAUGUAGGAAAAGGAAAAGCUAAUGUUUUACAGUAAAGUCAAUACAGUAAAUAUUCAAAACACAUCAAAGACAUUAACAAGAGCAACUCAUCCUCACUUCCAUGGCGUCACAUACUGACAUUGGAAAAGUUGCCUUUUGCAUCCUAUACUGACGAAAAAGACAGCCUUCAGCGUCAGAUGUGAAAAAAAAAGUACGUUGCAGUAAGGGUAAGAACUAUCAACAGCAACAAAACAAAGCUGAGCAGAAAUUGAUCCUCCAAAAACAUCAACAAAACAACAUAAAAUGAAUCUAAAAAUAGAGUAGAAAAAAAACAUCUCUUCGUGCUCGAACCAAAUGAAU